This is a messenger RNA of Dovyalis caffra, 1875 nucleotides long. The record is from the annotation of a GenBank genome assembly. Lineage: Eukaryota; Viridiplantae; Streptophyta; Magnoliopsida; Malpighiales; Salicaceae.
AUGUCGGCUCUUCGUCGAGCUUCCAAUCCUCUCAAGUUCCGUGGAUUGAAUGUUGGAACUUCUCGUGCCUGUUGUUUUAAAUCAGAAAUAGUAUCUAGUUAUUUAGAACGCAAGGCUACCAUUUUUGAGUCUCCUCAACCUGUAUCUCAGAGGUCUCGAUUUUACCACAGCACAAAUGUUGGUUCAAAGUUCUAUUUGGAGAAGCGUGGUUUUGCUUCACAAGCUGGUGCUGAAAGCAGUGAAUCAGAUGAUGAUUUGGAGGAUGGGUUCUCUGAACUUGAAACACCAGCUAGUGGCAAUGAAAACGCAGUUGAAGAAUUGGCUGGAAAUGAAGAUCAGCUAAUUUCUGAGCCCGAGUUGUCAGAUGAUGACAACUAUGAUAUUGGAGAUCCUUCUCAAAAUGCACUAGAACUAUCAGAUAAUGAAACAGACUCAGCCGAGAAAAGAUUACUGAGGAAAAGGGCUCCUGCAGAACUGUUCAAGGCCAUCAUGGCUGCUCCUGGUGUUUCUGUUCAAAGUGUUCUUGACAAGUGGGUGGCAGAAGGAAAGGAUCUGGACAGGUCGGAGAUCUCUUCUGCCAUGGUCAAUCUUCGUAGGCGUCGAAUGUUUGGGAGGGCUCUACAGCUCUCAGAGUGGUUGGAGGCAAAUAAGCAGCAACAAGACUUUCUUGAAAGAGAUUAUGCCUCUCGCCUUGAUUUACUUGCAAAGGUGCGUGGUCUCCAGAAGGCAGAGGCUUACAUUGCGAAAAUCCCAAAAUCCUUUAAAGGGGAGCUGGUCUACCGAACCUUGCUAGCCAACUGUGUUGCAGCUAAUAAUACGAAGAAAGCAGAGGAAGUAUUCAACAAAAUGAAGGACCUGGAAUUCCCAAUCACCGCAUUUGCUUGCAACCAACUGCUGCUGCUCUACAAGAGGCUUGACAAGAAGAAAAUUGCUGAUGUGUUGUUAUUAAUGGAGAAAGAAAAUGUCAAGCCUUCUCCUUUUACUUACAAAAUCUUAAUAGACACCAAAGGCAAAUCCAAUGACAUAAUGGGGAUGGAUCAAAUUGUAGAGACAAUGAAAGCUGAAGGCAUUGAACCUGAUAUCGGAACCCAAGCUAUCAUGGCCAAGCACUAUGUAUCUGGUGGCCUCAAAGAAAAAGCUGAGGCUAUUUUGAAAGAGAUGGAAGGGGGCAACUUAGAAGAGCAUCGAUGGGCUUGCCGGUUUAUGCUUCCUCUUUAUGGUGCUCUUGGGAAGGCUGAUGAAGUGGGUAGGGUAUGGAAGUUCUGCGAGAAAAAUCCCCGACUUGAUCAAUGCAUGGCUGCCAUUGAAGCCUGGGGACAGCUGAAGAAAAUUGAUGAAGCUGAGGCAGUUUUUGAGUUGAUGUCAAAAACAUGGAAGAAGCUUUCUUCAAAGCAUUAUUCUGCACUCUUGAAGGUUUAUGCGAACAACAAGAUGCUAUCCAAGGGUAAAGAUUUGAUCAAGCGAAUGGGUGAUAAUGGGUGCCGCAUUGGCCCGAUGACAUGGGAUGCACUUAUAAAGCUUUAUGUGGAAGCAGGGGAGGUGGAAAAGGCUGACUCUAUACUGAACAAGGCUGCCCAACAGAAUCAGAUGAAGCCGAUGUUUAAUUCUUUCAUGAUUAUAAUGGACAAAUAUGCAAAGAAGGGUGACAUACAUAACGCAGAGAAAAUGUUUCACCGGAUGAGACAAGCUGGUUAUCAGGCUCGAAUGAAGCAGUUCCAUACUCUACUGCAGGCAUAUAUUAAUGCCAAGGCUCCAUGUUAUGGCAUGAGGGAGAGGCUGAAGGCAGAUGGUUUAUUCCCUAACAAGUCUUUGGCUGCGCAACUUGGUCAGGUUGAUGCAUUUAGGAGGACAGCAGUUUCGGAUUUGCUUGACUGA